Tympanuchus pallidicinctus (lesser prairie-chicken) is the source of this 2109-nucleotide messenger RNA. RefSeq names its product G protein-activated inward rectifier potassium channel 4-like. Gene Ontology annotation, cellular component: plasma membrane. Gene Ontology annotation, biological process: regulation of monoatomic ion transmembrane transport; potassium ion import across plasma membrane. Gene Ontology annotation, molecular function: inward rectifier potassium channel activity. The transcript has 3 exons. The record is from RefSeq and is a predicted model, not a curated record. Lineage: Eukaryota; Metazoa; Chordata; Aves; Galliformes; Phasianidae. The coding region runs from base 354 to 2027 and encodes 557 amino acids.
AAAGGGGGCUUCUGUUAGUGAUGGUUUUGUGUCAUCCUGAGGAGCCCCAAGGCUGUGGGAUUUUCACAGUGCUCUCACUGUGACCGCAUCCCAGUGCAGGAAAGGGGCACGGAGCAAGCAGGGCUGAGGCACCCCAGUGGGGAGCACUGCUUCCCUCCUUGCUUGCUCACAGCCCCACGACAGUGUGGGUGCCCAACCUUUCCCUCACAUGAACAUCCUUCACCUGCCACAGCCCCAAGGAGCUGUGAGCAGGACCAGGCAAUACCCCCCCCCCAGUAUCCCAACCCUGCACUGCCCACACACCCCACAGCUCCACCUGACAACCCCGCUCUGUUCCCACAGCAUCCUGCACUAUGGCCGCGGUGCUUCCAGCCGGCAGCAGCACGGAGCCUCAGCACAGCCUCUGCACCCACAACAGCGUGGGCAGCACCUGGCUUCCACGCGAGGAGCCCUGGGGUCGCAGGAACUCCAUCCCACCCGCGCAGGCGCCCACCGCCAGGCACAUGCUGGCCUACCUGCCACGGCCACCCACCGACACCAGCCGCUAUGGCACCUUCCCACAGAAGCCCGAAGUCCCAGCUGCCCCCGUGCUUCUCGCAGAUGCUGCUGCUGAGAGAAGUGCCCUGGUUCCAAACGACCUCUUUUCACCUUGUGGCACCGAUGUUCCUAGCGACCCAGCUCCCAUGCAGAGCUGUGUAGACUCGGAAGCCGUGGGAUCCACCAGGCGCUGGCCCAGUGUCUCCAUUACCACCAGCGAUGUGCCCAAGCACCGCCGGGCCUCACGCCAAGACCACCCGCCUGUGCUGCGUGACGGCGCCUCUCGCUGGUACCCGCGGCACAACCGCAGCGUGCCCAGCAUCCUCAGCCCCACACAGAGCAGGACGCCCAACCGCAGCAUCGUCUCCAUCCCUGCCUCUGAGAGGUUGCAGAGCAGGCGUUGCAAGCUGAUAGAGGACGAGCGGCCGCUGGGUCUGGCCGGCAAGCAGCGGCGCCAGCGCUACGUCACCAAAGUGGGCAAGUGCCAAGUGAACCUGGGCAACAUCCAGGAGAAGAAGAGGUUUCUCUCGGACAUUUUCACCACUAUUGUGGACCUCAAGUAUCGCUGGUUUCUCUUUGUUUUCAUGAUGUGCUAUAUUGUCACCUGGCUUGUCUUCGGCACCAUCUAUUUCUUUGAUGCGUGGAUAAGGGAUGACGUCAACCACAUCGGGGACCCAGAGUGGAAGGCGUGCAUCGAGAACGUGGACAAUUUCAUAUCUGCCUUACUCUUCUCUGUGGAAAGUCAGAGGACCAUUGGCUACGGCUCCAGGAUCGUGACAGCCAACUGCGCUGAGGGCGUCAUCCUGCUGAUGGCGCAGUCCAUCAUCGGGUCCAUGAUUGAUGCCCUUAUGGUGGGGUGCAUGUUUGUCAAGAUCUCCAGGCCCAAGAAGCGUGCCCAGACCUUAAUCUUCAGCAAAAAUUGUGUCAUCUCCCACAGGGACGAGAAACUCUGUCUGAUGUUCCGCAUCGGGGACCUCCGGGAGAGCCACAUGGUGGAUGCAAAAAUAAGAGCCAAGCUGAUCAAAUCCCGACAGACCAAAGAAGGGGAAUUCAUCCCCUUGGAGCAGUCGGAGCUGAACUUAGGCUACGAUACAGGGGAGGACAGGUUGUUCCUGGUGGAGCCCCAGAUCAUCUGCCACGUCAUCAACCAGCACAGCCCCUUCUGGGACCUGUCGGCAGAGUCACUGAAGAGGGAGCAGUUUGAGAUCAUCAUCAUCCUCGAGGGCAUUGUGGAAGCUACGGGGAUGACGUGCCAGGCCCGCACCUCCUACACCGAGGACGAGAUCCUGUGGGGGUACCGCUUCGAACCCUGCAUGUCCCUGGAGAAAGGCGCCUUCCGCGUGGACUACAGCCGCUUCGAGCUGACCUUCGAGGUGCAGACCCCAGCAGUGAGCGCCAGGGAGAUGCAGGAGAUGGCAGAGCUGGAGCGCCAGGACCGCUCCACACCCAGCCUGUGCUGGGAGCUGCUGCCGCAGCCCUGCGGGUCCUGAGCGGGUGGACAUCGAGGCUCAGUGCGACCGCAGAGCUUUGGUUUUGUAUCACGGGGCAAAGAACCCCUCAGCAGAACAUUAA